Molecule: messenger RNA, 3404 nt
Organism: Labrus bergylta (ballan wrasse)
Lineage: Eukaryota; Metazoa; Chordata; Actinopteri; Labriformes; Labridae
Gene: rcan3
Product: regulator of calcineurin 3
Biological process (GO): calcium-mediated signaling
Cellular component (GO): nucleus; cytoplasm
Molecular function (GO): calcium-dependent protein serine/threonine phosphatase regulator activity; nucleic acid binding
Source: RefSeq, a predicted model, not a curated record
UUGCUCGGCUGCUGCAGCAUCACUCGGAGCAGCGCGUCGGUGCAGUGAGGAGUCCAGCUCUAACUCUCUCUCUCUCUCUCAGCUGAUACAACAAACCAGAAAAAUUCCGCUGGACUUCACCUCAAGAUCUGUCUCUCUAAAAAAAAAAGGGACCAAGAAAGAUCAGAUUCUACCUGCAACCGAGGAGGAGAAAGACUUUUAAAUCCUUUUCGUUAUUUCCCAACCACGAAGGGGAAUGCCAUCGAUAAAUAUGAAACUGGAGAUGGUGACCAUCAUCGCCUGCGAGGUAGACAUCGAAGUGUUUACGUCAGACAAAAUGCAGGAGAGGUUCGAGGCGUUGUUUAGGAUCUACGAUGAGCAGACAACUUUCCAAAUGUUCAAAAGCUUCCGAAGAGUCCGGAUCAACUUCGGCACCCCGGAGGCGGCCGCCCGCGCUCGCAUCGAGCUGCACGAGUCCGAGUUCAACGGCACCAAGCUCAAACUCUACUUCGCCCAGAUCCAGAACGGGGACGAGGACAUCGACAAGGCGUACCUGGCCCCGCCUCAGCCUGUCAAACAGUUCCUGAUCUCACCGCCUGCAUCACCACCUGUGGGCUGGAGCCAGCGCGAAGACGCUACGCCCGUCAUCAACUACGACCUCCUGUGUGCAGUCGCCAAGCUAGGACCUGGUGAAAAGUACGAGCUCCACGCGGGCACAGAGUCCACCCCCAGCGUGGUCGUCCACGUGUGCGAGAGCGAGACGGAGGAGGACGAGGCGGCGCGGCCAAAGCAGCAGAUCGUCCAGACCAGACGUCCAGACGGACCCCCGAAAGUCUUAAACUAGAGAGGCCUCCCCCACGACAUCGGCGCGGCCCCCAGUCCGCCCCUUAUUAAAACCCUGCGACACACCUGCCCUCUCUCUCUUGUCUCUGCACUCACAGAGAGCGUUGACGCCCCUCAUUUCAGUUCAACUACAAAAGCAAAAAACAAAAAAACCAACAAACAUUGCUCAAAGACGGUGUUUGUGGGGAACGUGGCGAUGGAAUGAGGUGGCUUGAAAGGGGAUGGAUGAGAAUCACACACACACUCAUCACAUUCUGCGGACAGCGUGGGGGAGCGGCAGCCAAUGUUUGCCUCCCAACGCCCCCACCAACCCCCCUUUUUCAGCAAAGAGGGGCCGGGGAAAAAACCUGUCCCAACGCAGGCACCUGUCACUUUUUUCACACACACUCAGCUCUCAUUGCUCGUCAGAAGUUUCACUCGUUAGUUAGCUUGUUAGCUUGUUAGCUUGUUAGCUUGAACCUCUCCUUUUGUCUCACUGUUGUUUAUCCUCUUCAGUUGAGGUACAUGCCAGACCUCUACACAGAGACAUUUUAUUCUUUCUUUUUUUUUGUUUUUUUUACAUUUUCAGACGACUUUUACAAAUAUUUAUUGGUUUUAUUUCAUUCAUUUUCAUAUCUGCCGGUCUGUCGCUUCAGCUCGCAUCAAGAUUGAGUGUGUGAUGUUUCCGCUCCUGUCUGCAUGUAUAUACUGUAUAACUAAAAACACAUACAGAAACACAAAUACUAACAAGAUAUAUCCAGAAAAAAAGGAACUUAUUUAACAUGACACACAGCACGAAGCGCCAUAUGUGACUAACAAAAGUUGUGGUGGUUUUUUUCUGACUUUUAUUUUAUUUUUUUCUUGGCUUGUUUUUUGAUUUUGUCUUUUCAUUUGGAGAGGUGUCGUUUUUUCGCUGAACUACUUCGAUGUGUAUUCUUACAAUGUAUUUGUUACCCAGAUACUUUUGCAUGCCUAGUUACUUCUGUAGAUGAGGAGCUGAGGUGUAUUUUUUAAUCGUUGUUUGUGUCGACGAGGAGGUGGUGUGACAAAAUUUCAAAAGGGGAAGGAGUGCAUAUCCCCCCUGUGCAGAGUUUCAAGUGACGUCUUAGGUGGACGAAGAAAAAAAAAAUCUGAAAAGAGACGGUUCAGUAUUCAACGAGAUGGAAAAUCCGCGUUUGUCACCUUCGAUGGGAUUUGACGAAUCAGAGACAGUUCAUCCCCGCCGUUUUCUUCAAGGGGUUUGAAAAGCUGAUUUCCUGUUCACUCACAUCUCUCAUGUCUUAUUAUGUUUGAUGAAACUCACCUUCCUGUGUCAGGUAUUCUUCUGGAAACCUUUCACCAAUUUUUUUUUCUUUCUUUUUUUUGCACUGACUAUCUCCAAGCAAACACGGGGGACUUCUUCUCGCGUCUCCGUCAAAGAAUACCGCGCUGCUUCUCGCUGUAAAUAGCCCAGCGAUAGAUUUGUGGAAAUAGUCGAUUUUUUGCUGAGAAAAAAGGGAAAAAUGAAAAAGCCUCAUGCGACACCAACCAAAGCAUCCACUCACCUCACACCGUCAUCAUGACUUUCACUUUCUAAACUGAUUUAUUCAGUUUCAAAAAACAGAAAGAAAUCAUUCCACAUAUUUUAUAUUCUUUUGAGCCGUUCUAAAUCAGAUGAAACUCUUUUACAAAUAUCCAUAAACUCCCAAAUACUUUUCAGUUCAUCCUCCCACAAAGUCCCGCAUCAUAUCAGUGCUUUCCCUCCGAUAUUUGAACGCUUUACAAGCAGCAAGCAAAUGUUCCUAACAGGGCUGUUUGGACGUCAGCAGUGAGUCUGAAUCGUAUCCGACAUGAGGCAGCAUGAAAAUCGAACAUGACUUUUACAUUUCUGCUUUAUAUAAUUAUCGAGCAAAAAGAGAAGUCUGUCUGCAUGUGAGCACUUUAAUGUUUUGUUUCCUUCACACAAAAACUAAAAAAGUAGGAAGCACAUUUCAUUUCUUCUGUUUCUUUCUUGUGUUGUUGUUUUUUUUUUUUUAUCUUAAGCCAAUCACCUGGUUAGCCUUUUUCACCAGCAUAUUGCAGUGAGAGAAAAAUAAAAAAAUGCUCCACUUCCUUUUUGCUUGUGUGAACUGUGGAGAAUUUCAGGCCUUGUUUUUUUUUUUUUUGAUCAAAAGGGAGCGAAGCGCUGUAAAUGCAUGGACACCCGACGGGCUUUUAAAACAAGGCGGGGUGACACUCUACAAAAGAAAAUCAGUGUCUUUGUUUUCAUGUUCAUGUUAUCUCCUUGAGAACGUACUCCUUUUGAAAAGCGUUGCGAUGGCUGAGUGCAGUUUUAUUUUGCACCCGAGUGGAAGCCGCCGCGUUUAUCCGAGCUGACGGCUGAUUGGACGAACUCCGACGAUAACAGAGGAAGAUUUUUGUACUCUCUGUGGUCAUGGUGUUUUAAACUGGGUGGUCACAGUUGAAAUUGAAGAUGUAUAUUUAUGUACAUAUGCCAAGUGUUUUUCUUUGUUUUUUUUGUUUUGUCGUUGCUGAGGCCAGUCCCAGUGUGCAGUUUGUUACGGCUUCUCUUGGCAAUGAUGUGAUGGGGGGAAAAAAAACAAAAGAAAACUAAGAAAAAAAAA